Aedes albopictus (Asian tiger mosquito) is the source of this 5028-nucleotide messenger RNA. RefSeq lists its product as uncharacterized. The record is from RefSeq and is a predicted model, not a curated record. The coding region runs from base 1 to 5028 and encodes 1675 amino acids. Gene Ontology annotation, biological process: DNA integration. The transcript has 4 exons. Gene Ontology annotation, molecular function: nucleic acid binding. Lineage: Eukaryota; Metazoa; Arthropoda; Insecta; Diptera; Culicidae.
AUGUGCCUUAGGGUGCCCAGUGCAUACCAGACCGUCUCGAAAGACACGGUAUGCGUGCUAGCGGGCAUGUUGUCGAUAGCACCAGUGCUGGCCGAGUAUGUUGAGUGCCACGAAGAAAGAGAUACCAAGGGCUACCGUGAUCUGGACCGCAAGUGUUUCCUGAUAAGCGGAGACGUUGAUGUGAUCAACGAAGAUGUUGGCGAUAGCACAGCCGCGUGCGUUCUGGGAACUGCUCAAGUCGAAUUCAUGGAGCUGUUCACAGAAGAAAUUGUAAUGCCAAGAGACUGUCCUGACCCUGACGAGAUCGCAACCAACUCCUACGAUGAAGAAGAAGCCAGAAACAACACAUUGGAGACGUCCAGUAAUGAUUUCGAAGAUGCUUGCAGCAACGCGUUCCCACCGCAACUAAGAAGACCAAAGAAUGAGGAGCAGCGGUCGGGAGCGUACUUGUCCAGGCAAUACCUUAAGAAGCAGCUCUUCAGGGCUCUCUACAAUCUGCCAGCAGUCAAGCAGGAGUGUGCAACGCGCAUCCACGGCUUGGUCGACGAUUAUCAACGUCAUGUUCGCGCCCUAUCGAAGCUGGGCGAACCCGUGGACCAUUGGGACUUGCCACUCAUCCAACUGCUCUCCUACAAGCUGGAUCAAGCGACACUUCGGGUCUGGGAGGAGAAAACCAGCCAAAAGGACGAUGUGAAGUACGAUGAACUGGUCGAAUUUCUAUACCAACGGGUACGGAUUCUCCAGUCCGUAGGACCAGAAAGUCAUCACUCUACCUCGUCGAAGGUGGCCGGCAAUCCGCAGAAGAGCUUCAAGCAGAAAGUGUCAGUCAACGCCGCAACAGCAUCCCCUCCAAGCUAUUCGUGUCCACUUUCCUGUUCGGACAGUCAUUCGUUGCGAACGUGUCCAGUAUUCCUUGGGAAAGGUAUCAGCCAGAAGCCAGGUGUUUCCCAGAAGCGGCUGUGUUGGAACUGUCUCAGUUUCGGCCACCAAUCCAAGAAGUGUGGUUCCAAAUUCAGCUGUCGCACGUGUCGUGAGAAGCACCACUCGCUUCUGCCCGAUCCCGCUCCAGUGCAAGUAUCCGCUACUCCAGCCAUCCAAACAAGCUCAGCCGAGCCAACCGUGUCAUCGAAGCCCGCUCCAUUGGUUCAACAACCGCGUCCAUCCACUUCCCAAUCUGUGGAUGCUUCGGGUUCCCGUCAAGUCAGCAUGGCAGUCCAAACUGCAUGCACCAUGACGUUGCUGGAAACGGUUAUUCUCAACAUCGUCGAUGAUCACGGCAACACGCACAAGGCUCGAGCUCUCCUCGAUUCGGCAUCGAUGUCGAAUUUCAUUUCGAAACCGCUGGCGAAACAUCUCUAUAGUCACCGGUCUACAGUGGAUGUGUCUGUCUCAUGCAUCGGAUCAUCCACGCAGAAGAUCAGUAGUGCCAUUACUGCCACCAUCGAGUCGGGAGAUCGAACGAUCUCGAUGAAACUGCAGUUUUUGGUACUGAAGCAGCCGUCGUCGGAUCUACCAACAAUGCCGAUUGACAUCUCGGCAUGGAAGUUGCCCAACGUGCAGCUAGCAGAUCCGCAGUUCAGUGUUCCUGGAAGUGUUGACCUCGUCAUUGGUAGUGAAACCUACUGGGAACUCCACACGGGACGAAAGAUUUCUCUUGGUGAAGGUCUUCCGUGGGUAGUCGAAACUCCAUUUGGUUGGGCGGUCACUGGUCCCGCCUCGCGCUCGGCUACCUGCAUUCCACGGUUCUGCUAUCUUUCUACCGCUGAUGAUCGACUAGAAGCCGCUCUACGCAAGUUCUGGGACAUGGAAACAAUUCCAUCGGGUCCAGUUCGAUCGUCCGAAGAGAAUCACUGUGAAGAGCUGUACGCUGCAACGACGACGCGCGAUGCGACAGGAAGGUACAUCGUUCGCCUCCCGAGGACCGAAGAUCCUGAAAAGGUUCUGGGAGAAUCCAGAUCAAUCGCCGAUCGACGCUUUUUGAGCCUGGAACGCCGUCUUGGAAGAGAUCCUGCAACCAAGGACUCAUACGAUCGGUUCAUGGACGAAUAUUUGCACCUUGGCCACAUGAAGAAGGUGUCAGAGCCUGAUGAUCGUAUCCCACACUGCUACAUUCCCCACCACGUCGUAUUCAAGGAAUCGAGCACGACCACGAAGGUCAGGGUAGUCUUCGACGCGUCAUGCAAGACCUCGCCCGGCUACUCCUUGAACGACUCGCUCCUGGUUGGACCGGUUGUCCAGCAGGACCUCUACUCUAUCUAUUUGAGGUUCCGGACGCGAAUCAUCGCUGUCGUAGCAGAUGUGGAGAAGAUGUACUGGCAAGUGUUGCACCAUCCCGAGGAUCUAUCAUUCCUCCGAAUUCGCCAUCGCACCAGUUCGUCCGAUCCCAUCGAGACGUACGAACUUCAAACCGUCACAUACGGUACCGCAAGCGCACCGUAUCUUGCAACGAAAACACUUCAGCAGAUUGCCAAGGAUCAAGCGGAACUGUAUCCCGCUGCCGUCGAACCAGUCGUCGAUGAUUUCUACGUCGACGAUUUUCUGUCUGGCGCUGUAAUCUGCUGUAGUUCUACGACAGCAAGUCACCGCUAUGCUUGGUUCCACCGGAUUCACCUUGAAGAAAUGGGCGUCGAACGCUCAGGAAGUGCUGCAAGAUGUUCCGCCGAAGAUCUGGCCAUUCAACCGCUUCACGACGUGCAGGAUGAGCAGGCAAUCUCCACGCUCGGUCUGAUGUGGGAUCCGAAGGCCGACAACCUUAGAUUCAAGGUAGAUCUACCACUCCCCGCUGCCAUCCUAACCAAGCGCAAAGUGAUGUCGUACAUGGCUCAGAUCUUCGACCCUUUGGGCCUGUUAGGUCCAGUUAUCGCGAAGGCGAAGCUUUUCAUGCAGCGUCUGUGGGCGCUGAAGCAGGACAGUGUCUCCUGCGAGUGGGAUUCUCCGUUGCCCGACAAACUUCAGCAGGAGUGGAAGCUGUUCCACACUACGCUAUCCAUCCUCUCCGAAGUUCGAGUUCCUCGUCUGGUUGUUUCUCCCGACAGUGACAGUAUUCAGCUCCAUUUUUUCGCCGAUGCAUCCUCCGUUGCGUAUGGAGCCUGUUGUUUUGUUCGCACGGAGUCGGCGAACGGCAUUCAAGUUCGCCUUCUGACGUCGAAGUCAAAGCUCUGCAAGAAGGUCGAAGCAUCACUUAAGAUCACCCCUCCCGCCUAUUUCUGGUCAGAUUCCAGUUCCGUGCUGCAGUGGCUGCGCGCUUCUCCAACUCGCUGGAAGACAUUCGUCGCGAAUCGGGUGUCUAAAAUCCAGAACACCACGUGCAUCGAUCACUGGAGGCACAUCGCUGGCUCCGAGAAUCCUGCAGACGACAUUUCUCGCGGACUCAACCCAGCAGACAUCCUCAACUCGUCUCGCUGGUGGCAAGGGCCGUCCUGGCUCACCCUGGCGCCGGAAUGCUGGCCCAAGACCAUCAUCGAUGAAGCAAACUCUCCCGCAGCAUCCGAGGAAGGACGCAAACCUCCAGUCGUGGCGAUGACAGCCGCGCAAACUACUUUCUGUGGAGAUUUGUUCUCCCGUUAUUCCCGCUACGAUAACCUACGCCGAGUAGUAGCAGUCUGCAGUCGCUAUCUGCACUGCUUGAAGGAGCGCGCACAGCUGCGCCGUUCCGGGUCGCACACCGCUACGCUAAGCGUUGGCAACCGAUCGAAACCUCCACCUAUUCCACCUCUCACCAUCGCCGAGCUCCAACACGCUGAACACCUUCUCUGCCGCUUGGCACAGCACGAAACAUUCGCUGAGGAGUUCUCGGAUCUAGCAAACGGUGAUCGUGUCGCCAAGUCAUCAGCACUCAAGUGGCUGAAGCCCUUCAUCGACGAAGACGGUACCCUCCGCGUUGGUGGUCGCCUGCGCAAUGCCGCACUAUCCAUCGCAAACAAACACCCGAUCGUUCUGUCCACCAAACAUCCGCUGUCUGCUCUGCUGGCUAGCAGUUUACACGUAAGUCUACUGCACGCAGGUCCACAACUCCUGCUAGCCACUCUACGCCAGAAGUUCUGGUUCCUUGGCGGCAGAAAUCUUGUAAAGUCCGUCUUCCACCAAUGCCACACUUGUUUCCGCUCCAAGCCCACUCUAGUCCAGCAGAGCACAGCCGAUCUGCCGGUCUCGCGAGUUUCGCCGACGCGUCCGUUUUCCGUGUGCGGGGUCGACUACUGUGGACCGUUCUACGUGAAGUCAGCAGUUCGAAACCGUGGUCCUACCAAGGUCUACGUGGCCAUUUUCGUCUGCUUUUCGACCAAGGCAGUCCACAUCGAGCUAGUUAGCGACUUGUCAACUCCUGCGUUUCUAGCUGCACUCCGUCGUCUCGUCGCCCGCCGUGGAAGGAUAGUCGAACUCCAUUCCGACAACGCCACUACCUUCAAGGGUGCGUCGCAUGCACUCAACAGAGUCUACCGCAUGCUGAAGGUAGAAGUCGCUGAUCGUCAGCAAACUUUCGACUGGUGCUCUGGGAACGAAAUCACCUGGAAAUUCAUUCCACCUAGAGCGCCACACUUUGGCGGCCUCUGGGAGGCCGCGGUCAAGUUGGCGAAAACCCACCUGCUGAAGGUCGUCGGCAACAUCAACCUCGCCUACGAGGAUUUUUUAACCUUGUUGGCGCAAGUCGAGAUGCGCCUCAAUUCUCGCCCUCUGACGCCGAUACCAGAGGACCCCGGCGAUCUAGACGUCCUAACGCCAGGACACUUCCUCGUCGGAAGUAAUAUGCAAGCGGUUCCCGAAUCAAACUGGAAAGAGACCGCCAACAAUCGUCUGGACCACUGGGAGUUAACCCAGAAACAUCUGCAGCAGAUCUGGUCCCGCUGGUACCCAGAGUACCUGCAACAGCUGCAAUCUCGCGCAACGAAAGGUUGCAACCCGCCUGUCACCAUCGAGGUCGGCGCUAUCGUCAUCAUCAAGGAGGACAACGUUCCGCCAGCAAACUGGCCGCUGGGGAAAAUCAUCCGGCUCCACCCCGGAAAGGACGGUGUCAUGUCGUUCGUGUGGUGA